UGAUUGUCUGCCUUGCUUGAACAAAGAUUAUGUUUUCAACUCUUAAAUAUAAAAGACUUUGAACAAGUAUCAUGAACACAAGUUUCUCUGAAUAUGUUGCUGGCAAAAAAGCCGAGGUCGUGUUGCCAUGGAACAAUGUGUACGAUCUCAUCAGUUAUGAAACGUACCAACGGUUAAAUUUAAUACUGCAGUGUGUUGUUAAGCCGAUCUUGUCCGUGGUGGGCAUUCCGUCCAACAUAGUCAACUGUGUGGUCUUCUGGCGCCAGGGUCUGAGAGACCGGAUGAACUUCUGUCUCUUCUGUCUGGCCCUGGCAGACCUGUUGUACUUACUCUCCUUGCUUUGCGUGACACAGAUCGGCCCCUUGAUUGAGCUUGUAGAUGAAAUGCUAGGCAAAGAAAUUUAUUUCAAGUCCAACAGGUAUGGCUUAGCUAUCCGAGAUCAGACCAGGACCAUGGCCAGCUGUAUCAACCUCGUCAUCUCCAUCGAACGGUGUGUGUGCGUUUAUCUGCCCCUUCGUGCAUCUUCUCUUAUGAAGAAAGGCACCAUGGUCAAGCUCCUUGCUUCCAUCUUCGUCAUCACACAAGUAGGGUUUGUCUACAAUUUCUUUCAUUAUGAAGUAGUCUCUAGACAAAGUAACGUGACAAACAAGACAAUCUAUUGGGUAGCAGAAGCCUCAAAGACAUUCAAAGACUAUUACUUUUUAUUUCAAGGAGUAGAAGUUUUUCUUUUGACUUUUCUGCCUCUAUGCAUUUUUAUUACUAUUUUCAUCACAACUCUGGCGACAGUCGUGAAACUGAAAGCUGCUCUCUCGUGGAGGGAAAAGGCAAGUUCCAGCGGAAGUGACAAACAGACCCAACAGAGGGGCUUGAUUAAGAUGCUUGUGAUUGUUUCGUGUGUAUACAUCAUAACAUCAACACCGUAUGUUGGUCAUAUCUUGAUUACGGUAUUUUUGCCCGGAUUUGACAUGGGCAGUCGUUACCAGAACAGCUUUUUGACUCUGGCUAUGAUAGCCACUAUAUGUACAGAGGUUCACUGUGCUUUUAACUUUGUUAUCUAUUAUCGGAAUUCUUCACGAUACAGAUCAGAACUGAAAGCCUUCUUCUCCUGCACAGCUUCUAAAGUUACAUAAAGUUAAAAUAUUGUUUUAUACGGUCUGAGUAGCCAAAGUGAAUAAAUCGACCUUUAGCAAUACCAUUUUGCACAACGAAAGUAAAUAUUUCUUUUUCAUGAAAAGGAAAAGGUUUAACCAAAUGUCCUGAAGAAACUUUUUGGGAAAUACAUUGAUCAUGGUUUGGCUAUGAAUUAUGUUUCAAGAAUUUGUUGUUACAGUUGCUGUGAAUGAAGUAACCUUUACAAGUUACAGGUUACUUUGAAAAAUAUAGUAAAUUCCACACCUCCCACCCACCUCCAAGUAUUAGUUUCUCAGAACCAUUGGAUGGUGGAUGUUUCUAAUGUCUUUUCAGUCCAUCUCCGACUGUGAAGAAUGAACUUCGUUCUUGAGAUCGGGGUGGGUAGCGUGCUGCUUCGAAUGCUCAACAGCAAAUAACUGAUUUCUUUCUGGAGUUUCCUUAUGCCAGUGCCACUGUAGGAAUGUAUGAAAUAAUUCUGUAGGCAAUAAGGUAAAAACGCUUAGAAAAUGUAACUGGAGAAUUGAUUCAUAUGCUGGACUUAAGAUGAGGUUUAAAUGAUGUUCCAAGUCAGUAUUCAUUCAUUUCUAAUGCCCAAAACUAGCUUCGUGCGACAGGUUUUUUGUGGCGAUUAUUACUGCACAUCUAGAAAUGGAAAUACUCUUUCCUCCCCUCUGUUUGACAUAUUUCAGUUAUUUGAAAACCUUUACUAGAUUCAACAGGUAAUCGAG
Pomacea canaliculata is the source of this 1859-nucleotide messenger RNA. RefSeq lists its product as uncharacterized. Lineage: Eukaryota; Metazoa; Mollusca; Gastropoda; Architaenioglossa; Ampullariidae. Bases 72 to 1130 code for a protein of 352 amino acids. Gene Ontology annotation, molecular function: G protein-coupled receptor activity. Gene Ontology annotation, cellular component: plasma membrane. The record is from RefSeq and is a predicted model, not a curated record. The transcript has a single exon. Gene Ontology annotation, biological process: G protein-coupled receptor signaling pathway.